AUGAGGUUCGCUACGGCCGUUGUCGCCUUCCUGUCCGCCGGGGUUGGCGCCAGCGUCCUCGUCCAGAGGGACCAGUCCGUCAUCGUGAACGAAGCUCAAAAGGUCCCCGGCGAGUCGCCCCUCGAGUUCUGCGACAAGGACCACAGCAAGGACGUCGUCUCCAUCGAGAGCGUCGACCUCUCCCCUAACCCUCCUCAGGCUGGCAAGGAGCUCGUCAUCAAGGCUUCGGGCACCGUCAAGGAGACCAUCGAGAAGGGUGCCUACGUCCUGCUCCAGGUCAAGUACGGCCUCAUCCGCCUUAUCAGCACCAAGGCGGACCUCUGCGAGCAGAUCGAGAACGUCGACCUCGAGUGCCCCAUCGAGAAGGGCGUCCUGAGCAUCACCAAGUCCGUCGAGCUUCCCAACGAGAUCCCCUCCGGCAAGUACACCGUCUUUGCUGACGUUUACACCGCCAACGACGAGCCCAUCACCUGCUUGACCGCCGCUGUCGUCUUCUCCCGCAGCAGCAAGAAGAGCUUCUUCAGUCUCGAGCUCUGA
Molecule: messenger RNA, 537 nt
Organism: Colletotrichum karsti
Lineage: Eukaryota; Fungi; Ascomycota; Sordariomycetes; Glomerellales; Glomerellaceae
Product: phosphatidylglycerol phosphatidylinositol transfer protein
Exons: 3
Coding region: 1-537 (178 amino acids)
Biological process (GO): intracellular sterol transport
Molecular function (GO): sterol binding
Source: RefSeq, a predicted model, not a curated record